AUGUAUUGUGAAUAUCUUUUCAUUUUCAUGGAAGUUGGGAAGAGAAAGACAUUCACUAAGGUAGAUAAAAGGCAGGCCAAGAAGUGGAAGGCAGAUAAGGAAGUUCCAAACAAACUCAGGAGGCCUCUUGUAUUCCUGUACUUAAUACCAUUCCCUCUGGUGUUGCUUGCCCGUGACCGUGAAGUUGCCAGUCGGUUAGAUGCUAAAUGUGAUAAGUUAGCAGAUGCUGUUAUAGAUGACACUGAUUCAUCAACUGGUCAUCAGAGUUUGGCUUUUAGACUUCCAGAAAGGGUAAAAUUGAUUAUUGAGGAAAUUGAGAAAGAAACAGAAUGGAGGGAGGAUCUAUAUUCUUCUGAUAAAAUUUGCAGAGUAUUAUAA
Molecule: messenger RNA, 378 nt
Organism: Fraxinus pennsylvanica
Lineage: Eukaryota; Viridiplantae; Streptophyta; Magnoliopsida; Lamiales; Oleaceae
Source: the annotation of a GenBank genome assembly